This is a messenger RNA of Neurospora hispaniola, 3456 nucleotides long. RefSeq lists its product as uncharacterized. Gene Ontology annotation, biological process: cytoskeleton organization. The transcript has 4 exons. The coding region runs from base 1 to 3456 and encodes 1151 amino acids. NCBI's taxonomy places the organism in Eukaryota, Fungi, Ascomycota, Sordariomycetes, Sordariales, Sordariaceae. The record is from RefSeq and is a predicted model, not a curated record. Gene Ontology annotation, molecular function: protein binding; phospholipid binding. Gene Ontology annotation, cellular component: plasma membrane; mitotic actomyosin contractile ring, proximal layer; cell division site.
AUGCCGGCUGCCACGAGCGAAGCGCCGGCUGUGGCGCUAUCCUUCGCCAACAACUUCUGGGGCAAGGACGAUGCGGGUGUCCAACCUCUUCUCGAGCGCAUGUCCGCUGCCAAAACGACAUGCGAUGAGCUUAAGAGCUUCUACACAGCGCGGGCAAAGAUCGAAGAGGAAUUUUCCCGACAGCUCCUCAAUCUAAGUCGCAAAUCCCUCGGUUCGCAAGAGACUGGCACCCUAAAACUCUCCCUUGAUACCGUCCGACAAGAGGUGGAAUCCAUGGGCAAGCAACACCAGGCCAUCGCCGUCCAGAUGAGGAGCGAACUCGAAGAACCACUCGUUGCCUUCGCCGGCGCCAUGAAGGAGCGUCGCAAGAUCGUCCAGAACACCGUCGAAAAGUUGCUGAAAGUCAAGGUACAGCAGACCCAAGCUGUGAACAAAACAAGAGACCGCUAUGAGCAGGAAUCUCUCAAGAUCAAGGGAUACCUCGCCCAGGGCCACAUGGUCAUGGGCCAGGAGGAACGCAAGAACAAGGCUAAACUCGAAAAGACACAGAUCAGCCUCGCCAGCUCCAACGCCGACUACGAGGCUGCCGUCAAGGCCCUCGAAAAGACGACCGCCCGCUGGAACCAGGAAUGGAAGGCCGCUGCUGACAAGUUCCAGGACCUGGAGGAGGAGAGACUGGAUUUUACCAAGAGCAGUCUCUGGACGUUUGCUAACAUUGCCUCCACGGUUUGCGUCAGCGAUGACGCCUCGUGCGAGAAGAUCCGGUUGUCACUGGAGAAGAUGGAGGUCGAGAAGGAUAUUGCUACUUUCAUCAAGGAGAAGGGCACCGGUCAGGAAAUUCCGGAUCCUCCCAAGUACAUCAACUUUUGCCGGGGUGAUGUCGAUGCACAAUCCGAGAUCUCGGUCGAGCCAGAUUCCGACGCCUUCUCGGUUGCCCAGUUCCCCAGGAGCAUCAACCCAGCAUUCCGCUCGUCAUCGCCACAGCCUAGCACAUACGAGUCGCACCAUGAUCCUAACAAUGCUUUGUUGAAGACGCUAGGCCAUGAUAUCUCUGUGGGUGUUAACGGCAGUCGCGAGACCACGGCCACACCGUCCAAACUUCCAACCAUUCCGGCAGCGGCACUGACGAUGCCACCUCAGCAACAACAGAUUGAAGCCCCUCCUCCCCAACAACAACAACAACAACAACAACAACAACCGGCGCCACCGCAGCAGCAGCAGCAGCAGCAACAAUUGGUACAACAAAGACCGCAGCUACAGCAGAGGAGGACUACGCAGCACAGCCUUCACGAGGAACAGCGGAGGCAGCAACAGCAGGUGGCAAGAGCUCCGCAGAAUACGCGCGCCGCCAACAACGCUGAGUAUGAUGCAACUGAUUCUACUCAUAUUCCGCAUAGUCCACACCCGCUGGACGGCAUGGCAUUGCUCAGUCGUCCCCCAGGUCCAGUUUCUUCUGAUCUUGAUUUUAACGCAGUGCCAUCAACCAGCACUAAUGCCCGUCCCUCUCGCAGAGGAGACAAGAGUAGCGAAUCGACGUUGGAAGAGCUACAACAACAGCUUCUACAGUCUGGACCCAUGUCACCUGUUAAGCAAAUACAACAGCAGCAACCACAGACGCCGCAAACCCCGCUCGAUCUGGUUCCCGCUAAUGGUGCACAGUCUGGCUCGGCCUCACCCGAGAAGAAGGAAUUGCCCAAGAGGAAGAGUGGUUUCUUCGCUAACAAUAGCCCUUUCAGGAGGAGGAGUACCAAGGAACUUCAGCAGCAGGCCACUGGGAGCAGUGGGAGCAGGCAGACUUGGUAUGGAGGACAGAGUGGACAGAGUAGUAGCAUGGGCAACAGGACGCCCCGGACUAAUGCUAGUCCCACCAAGGAGAACAACAUACCUCUCGGCAUUGAACGUUCCGUCAGCCCUGAUCCCAUUGCUGCUAAUGCCAGCUUGGCUCUGAAUAUUGGUGGAAACGUAUUUGCGGUCGAUGCGCUUGACAAGCGGAAGGGUCAGCAGCAGCAACAACAACAGCAACCGGCACCCGACGAUGAUCCCAUUGCCUUGGCGUUGGCCGAGUUAAAGGGCGUCACCAGCAACACUGGGAACCAAAGCAGCACGAGCCGGACUGAGAUGAACAAGCAAAUGUCUAUCCGCAUGUCAGCCGAUCAUUACCACGGAAUCGCCACUCCUGCUCCUCCUGGUGCUGGCGGUCCUCAGCAAUCCGGCAACGUCUCCCCCGGUGGUCGCAACGCCAGCUCUAACAGCAUGCACCACAGCCGAAGCAACAGUGACUUGGGCUUGCCACCCGUUAUCCCCGGCGCCAGCAACGGCACGCGUGCCACUCCUCCGCCAUCUUACGACGGCAUGCAAGGCGCCAUGGUACCAGUCUCACGUCUUGGUGUGCCGCCUCCCGCUGUCACCAGCCGAGCCAUGAAGGAAUCCAGCCAAAAAUUCCAAGCCCAAACGCGGAGUCUGUUCUCUAACGGAGGCAGCUCCAGCGCAGGAGACCAACGGUCCAGUUCCGGUUCCGCCAACUACCAAAGCCGUUCCCGCGGCGGGAGCACCGAGAUCCCUCGCGCUGCCAGCCCCCGCCCUGGCUCUCGUGCAGCCUCCCCUCGACCCGGCAGUCAUGCCGCUUAUGGCAGCAGCUGGUCCGGUAACAACGCGCCCGACGAUCGCGGCUACCGCUCCGCCUCGCCCAACCCCUACGGCGGCUCCUCGAACCCGGGGAGCAUGAACAGCCGUCACGCGCACUCCCAAUCCAUGGGCCCCAUGGGCAUCCCGGCCCAAGGCCAACAACCUCGUCGCUCAGACACGCAGUACACGCGCCACGGAAGCAUGGACUACCGCGGGUCUUCAUCCACCAUGUACCAAGCUGGUGGCGGGAGCGGCGCCGUGUCACCGGUGGACAUGGCCCGGUCUGUGUCUCCUUCGCCUUUUACCAGCGGAGUCAACCGCCCGGGAUCGAGUCUCGACCAUACACAAAACCAUAUGCAAUUGGCGCACUACGGACCGGGUGCGCAAGGGCAGCCGGAUGAUGGGUACACGAGCGGUAGCUCGAUGCGCGGACGGUAUGGCACACAAUCUAGUAGGCCAGAUAGAGAGACGAUGACGGGGACAAGGAUGAGUUUCUACGGUGAUGGACAGAUGGUUCCGGCUUCAAUGAUGGCGGGCGGCGGCGGAACAGUGCAUGGACGCGGGAGGAGUAGGAGUGUGGUGGAUGCGGCACGAGGAGGGGCGCCACCGGGAGGUGGACAGGGGCAGUAUACCAGGGAUGGGAGGGUUAUUCUUCAUUUUGCGAAAGCGAUGUACAUGUACCAAGCGGCCAUUGCGGAAGAGCUGGGCUUUGCCAAGGGCGACAUCCUGGCGGUGCUGAGACAUCAGGAUGAUGGAUGGUGGGAGGCAACGGUGCAUGGUGGAAAUGGACAGGUUGGGUUGGUGCCGAGCAAUUACUUGCAGGUGCUGUGA